Trichobilharzia regenti is the source of this 984-nucleotide messenger RNA. The record is from the annotation of a GenBank genome assembly. Lineage: Eukaryota; Metazoa; Platyhelminthes; Trematoda; Strigeidida; Schistosomatidae.
AUGUCGUCUACAUUGGAGCAUUUGAAAAAACAUACCAUCGUCGUUGGUGACACUGGAGAUUUUGAAUCUAUGAAGCAGUAUCUACCGGUUGAUUCAACAACAAAUCCAUCUUUAAUUUUAUCUGCAUGCAAAUUGCCGCAAUAUUCUCAUUUAUUAGAUGCUGCUAUUCAGUAUGCAAAGAAACAAAAAACACUAGAUGAACAAGUUGAAACAGCUGUAGAGAGAAUAUGUGUCCUGUUUGGUUGUGAAAUUUUGAAAGUUGUUCCUGGACGUGUUUCUACUGAAGUAGAUGCUAAAUAUUCAUUUAGCAUUAAUAAGCAAGUUGAAACAGCUCGUCGUCUUGUUGCAAUGUAUGAAGAAUUGGGUGUUUCUAAAGAACGUAUCCUAAUCAAGCUGAGUUCUACUUGGGAAGGUAUAAAAGCAGGUGAAAUACUUGAAUCAAAACAUGGGAUACACUGUAAUCUGACACUGAUGUUUUCGCUAUAUCAAGCUGUGGCGUGUGCUGAAGCUAAGAUCACGUUGAUUUCACCUUUUGUUGGACGAGUACUGGAUUGGUAUACAGCCAAGCAUGGUAAAAAAGAAUUCUCGAGACAAGAUGAUCCUGGUGUCAAGCUGGUUACAAGUAUCUAUAAUUAUUACAAAGCUCAUGAUUAUAAAACACAAAUAAUGGGCGCUUCAUUCAGAAAUGUCAAUCAAAUUCUUGGCCUAACUGGAUGUGAUCUGUUAACAAUAGCACCAAGUUUAUUAGAAGAAUUAAGUAAAAUGUCUGAAGUACCUACUGUCUGCUUAAGUGUAGAAAAAGCUAAAUCACCAAGUGUUCAACAUUCUCAUCGACCAGAUCAUCCAUUAACUGAAGAAGAAUUUCGUUGGUAUAUGAAUGAAGAUGAAAUGGCUAGUGAUAAAUUAGCUGAAGGGAUACGACGUUUUGCUAAAGACUCCACUAUAUUAGCAGAUUUAAUUAAAUCACGUAUUCAACAAAAGUAG